Molecule: messenger RNA, 1584 nt
Organism: Macroventuria anomochaeta
Lineage: Eukaryota; Fungi; Ascomycota; Dothideomycetes; Pleosporales; Didymellaceae
Product: Las1-domain-containing protein
Exons: 4
Coding region: 271-1584 (437 amino acids)
Biological process (GO): maturation of LSU-rRNA; maturation of 5.8S rRNA
Cellular component (GO): preribosome, large subunit precursor; Las1 complex
Molecular function (GO): endonuclease activity
Source: RefSeq, a predicted model, not a curated record
CCCCGUGUGCCGGGACGCCUCAUUUGCGCUGGGGCGAGAGUCGAAGCAGAAGCCCUGUCACGGUUUUGUGAAUGUCUCCAAGCUGUGCUAUCGAUAAGAAAGUGUGCUCGGUAGAUUUUUUGACCAGACGCGAGCUCACGUGCACGACUAUCGCAGUGAACGAAAACCGCGUUAGCCUGCGACCAUCGCCCCAGCCAAUCCCAGUAGGGAUACGACUAUUGCACGCCCUGAAGCAAGUGAGAUAAACCGUUGCGAGCUGGCUCAGCUGUUAUGGAGACGUACACGCAUUUCGUUGUUACGCCGUGGCGCAAUAGUCAAGAGCUGAUUCGGCUUCGGCGAGACCUGUAUAGACUCAACGAUGACAACGUUGAUAGAAGACAGGGUGCGGUGAACAAGGUUUUGGCGUGGCGGGCGAGGAAAGAGAGUCUACCAUUGCUGCUAGAAUCGACAGCAGAUAUCGUCGACGUGAUACUCCAAGAUGAGAGCCGUGGGUUGAAGCACAACACGUGCAGGUUGCUCUACGCAACUGUUAUAUCGAGAUUCAUAACCGGCUACCUCGACACCCAAAUCGACCUAGCCCGUGACCGCCCCUCUUGGUUCGCACCGGGCAAAUUUCUCCAACCACCCUCUUCCCUCCUCGAAGUGCGCCACUGCAUCGUCCACCGGCACAUGCCCUCGCUGGCCGAGCUCAAGCGUGCUGUUCAAACAGCUCUUGAUUGGCUAUGGGAGUGGUACUGGUCGCACCUCGAAGCCGUGUUUGCCCUCCCAUCUGCCAACAAUGCUGAUGAUGGGGAGACGGGGGUGGAGAGCGGCGUGACGGACAAACUGCAGACGAUUUUGAAGACGUAUGUCAAAGGGAGGAAACAGGAGAUCAAGACAAAGAGAAGGGGGGAUCUGUGUACGGCGGCUAGCACCGCGCUAUCAACAUACACCCUCCGCUUCAGUCCGUCGGCCACCACACUGCCUUCAGCAACAACGCAAGAUGCACUUCUCCGCCUCCUCGUCUCAGAAACCCAGAUCCUGCCUGCAGAUAAGAAGAUUGGGUCCAGCAUGUCCGGCGCCUUCCUGAUAUGGACACCUCUGCUUCUCUCCUUGUCCACCACAAACGCCACAUUCUCCCCCGGCCUCCUCAACUCUAUCCUCUCGGAGAUGAACGAUGCCGAUAGAAGGAUUGAGGAGAGGGAGGGCAUGUGUGAGUGGGCGGCUCACAUUCUCACUUCGGCAGAGUGGCGGGAUGCGAGAGGGAGUAAGGAACGGGCGAUGAGGGAGAAGGUAAUGGGGGAGUGUUUGACGGAGUUGGGGGUGUGGAAUUUGAGGCUUGCAGAGACGGUGGUGGGGAGUUUGGGUGAGGGGGAGGGAGAGUUGUGGAGGGCGAUUUUGGAUGCGAGUCGGAAUGAGGGGGGUGGCGAGGGGAUGGUGAUUGAUGGAGCUGAAGAGACGCAAGUGGCAGAUGAGGAUAUGGAGGUAGAGGGGGGGGUAGAGGGGGAGGCCGAGGAGAAGAUUAAGGGGCCGCAGAAGGUGGUUGGUUUGUGGAAGCCGAAGCCUAUUGGCUGGUUGUCUGAAGGAUGGGAUGAGGACGCUUGA